This is a messenger RNA of Mercurialis annua (annual mercury), 1034 nucleotides long. RefSeq names its product cucumber peeling cupredoxin-like. The record is from RefSeq and is a predicted model, not a curated record. The coding region runs from base 134 to 904 and encodes 256 amino acids. Gene Ontology annotation, cellular component: plasma membrane. The transcript is spliced from 2 exons. NCBI's taxonomy places the organism in Eukaryota, Viridiplantae, Streptophyta, Magnoliopsida, Malpighiales, Euphorbiaceae. Gene Ontology annotation, molecular function: electron transfer activity.
GAACAACACUCAUUUACUACAAAAAUAUAUAAACAGAGCAAAAACAGAGUAUUUCAGAAAUAAAAAGAGGGGCGAUCAGAAAAACAAGAACACAUAUAACAGGGGCGAUCUCAAAAACACAAAUAUUUCAUCAAUGGCAAGAACAUCAAGUAUGGUCAUUUUAGCUGCGGUUUUUGUAGCCGCCUUGUUUCAUAGCUCCGCCGCUCAGGCCACCACUCAUGUGGUGGCUGGUACCACCGGUUGGACUAUUCCUAGUGGAGAUGCAGCUCUUUACUCCAAUUGGGCCGCUGGCCAAACUUUUUCCGUAGGCGACAUUCUUGUGUUUAACUUCGCAAACAACGCACAUGAUGUGACUAAAGUAACAAAGGCCGAUUACGAUGCUUGCACAUCAACCGCCCCUAUUUCUCAGGCAACCACUACUCCAGCAAGAAUCACCAUCAAUGCAGCCGGCGAACACUACUUUUUGUGCAGUUUCCCCGGCCACUGCGGUGCAGGUCAAAAGUUAAUGAUUAACGUUAGUGCUGCUGCAACUCCGGCUCCACCACCUUCAACUCCAGCCCCACCACCUCGAUCCACCACACCUACACCAGUCUCCGCCCCAACACCUGCUCCACGUACCCCAGUUGCUGCUCCUACACCUGCUCCACGUACCCCAGUUUCCGCUCCUACACCUGCUCCACGUACCCCAUUUUCCGCCCCAGCACCCGGUCCAGUUUCUACACCAGCACCCACCGGCACCGCCACCCCACCAGCAACCUCCACCUCUCCUUCAUCCCCAACAACUCCUUCUACCCCAUCGCCGGCAGGAACUACUGGUCCUCCUCCCGACAGUUCUGCUAAACAACUCGGUGUUGCCGGUGUUUCUGCUACUUUGUUGUCGAUUGUUGUAGCUUUUUUGUAUUAGAAUGAACUGACUUGUUAAAUUAGUGUGUGUGAGAGAGAUUCAUUUUGGUUUGUAUCAUUUGUUAUACAGAUUGAGUUUUUUUAUUUAUUUACACAUUUAAUAAAGCUGUUUUUCAUUUACAGCUUAAUCA